Molecule: messenger RNA, 1719 nt
Organism: Macaca mulatta (Rhesus monkey)
Lineage: Eukaryota; Metazoa; Chordata; Mammalia; Primates; Cercopithecidae
Gene: SAP30L
Product: SAP30 like
Biological process (GO): regulation of DNA-templated transcription
Cellular component (GO): histone deacetylase complex
Molecular function (GO): transcription coregulator activity; protein binding
Source: RefSeq, marked provisional
CCUCGAGCGGGGAGGAAGGGGGCUUCCGGAGGCGGAGAGCCGGGGGCGGAGGGACCCAGGCCUCUCGGACGCGGGGCAGGGCAGCGCCGGGGCUGGAGACGGACUCUGGGACCCUCGGGUGCGGGAGUCUCAGCGACCUGCCCCGCGGCACGCGCGGCCGCGGAGUGGCCUACCGGGGACCCUCCCCCAGAGGGACCGGCCCGGGGCGGGGAGAUGAACGGCUUCAGCACGGAGGAGGACAGCCGCGAAGGGCCCCCCGCCGCCCCCGCUGCCGCCGCCGCCCCGGGCUACGGCCAGAGCUGCUGCCUCAUCGAGGACGGCGAGCGCUGCGUCCGGCCCGCGGGCAACGCCUCCUUCAGCAAGAGGGUCCAGAAGAGCAUCUCGCAGAAGAAACUCAAGCUGGACAUCGACAAGAGCGUAAGGCACCUGUAUAUCUGUGAUUUUCACAAAAAUUUCAUCCAGAGUGUCCGAAAUAAAAGGAAGAGGAAGACAAGUGACGAUGGUGGAGAUUCUCCCGAGCACGACACUGACAUUCCUGAGGUUGAUCUGUUCCAGCUGCAAGUGAACACCCUACGACGUUAUAAACGACACUACAAGUUGCAGACCAGACCAGGCUUCAAUAAGGCCCAGUUAGCAGAAACUGUGAGUCGACACUUCAGGAACAUACCUGUGAAUGAAAAAGAGACCCUUGCCUACUUCAUCUACAUGGUGAAGAGUAACAAGAGUAGACUGGACCAGAAAUCGGAGGGUGGCAAGCAGCUUGAGUGAGGAUGAAGCACAUCUUAAAGGAAUGAAGUGUAAUGCUUGAUGCACAGGUGAUAUCUGCUACAUUUAAGCCCAUAAAGACUGUUAAAUAUUAUUGUAAAUAAAAAAGUUUGAAUGAUGAAUAUUGUAAAUCUUUUUGGUCAGGAGGAUUCUCAUGAUUCAGCAUGUGUAUAGAAAGACUUUCUUUUAAGAUAACUCUGGACUAAAAAAAUCAGGAUCAUUAAAAGAAUUUAUGUAUUUCAGCAUUCAACAAAGCAUUAAGUCAAUUCUACUGGAAAUGUGGGAUAAGAAAUAUUUUGGUAAUCACCUUCUUCUCCACCAGGCUGCCACGUGUGAGCCGUAGCUUGGAAUAGCUGCAAGGUGCAAUUGACCGUGGAAGUGCAUGAGCAAACCCACAUCUGGACUUGCAUGCUGCCCGCUGGCGACAUAGAUAUCCCGCCCGCUUUGUUGCAAGCUUUGUCAUUUAUCAGCAGAUCAGUUUGACACUGGUCCCCCUCACUUACCCUGUGCCUUGUACACAGGAGGCACUCAAUCAGUAGGUAUUGGCUAAUUGAGCUGUCACUAAUAGUGCCAGCCUUAUAACAUCUGCUUCACACCUCUCAUUACUGAGACCUCUGCCAUUUCUGUUGCUCACCACUUAACUGCUAGAAUGUGGAGGAAAUCCUGAUACACCAACAAGGAAGUUUCUGAUCAGAUAAGGAUUUCAGGACAGUUGCAUGUGCAAAACUGAUUUUGUUGAGGGUUCCAGAAACACUGAUAUAGAGACCCUCACAGAAGAUACAGUCCCUUAUGCACCCCACUAUACUUCACUCUUUGGGGUGCAGUUAGAUAUUAUGACCUUCAGCCAAGCUUCUUGGCAAUAAAUGCAUUGACACACUGACAUAUUUAGUAAUUUGGGGUAAGUGUUUUUAGAAGUUUUCGUCCUAAGUUCCCAACCACCAUGCAAGCUGCCAG